AUGAUACAAAUCUUCCUCCUUGGCCUGUUGGCUCAUUCAACUCAUAGCCUUACAUCGAUUGGUGAAAUCAUUGAAAAUACGAUCAAGCGAAUUCCCACACAAAACACCACCCGACCACUCGAAGUUCGAUUGGGAUUCUACUUGGAGAGUAUUGGAAAUUUCAAAUCCGCUGAAAUGUCCUUUGACGUGGAUAUGUACUUGUACAUGUCGUGGAAAGAUCACCGUUUAAGGCAUCGCUCCGUCGAUCAAGUACUCGUCACCGAUGAUCGCAUUAGGAAGAAGCUUUGGCUACCAGAUCUAUAUUUUGCGAACGCAAAAGAGGCAAAAGUUCACGAGGUGACCGCUCCGAAUUUCAAUAUAUUCAUUGAUAAAGAUGGAACGAUUGCUUACUCGUGCCGGUUCACGAUGUCGAUCAGUUGCAACUUGCAACUCCGAAACUAUCCAAUGGACGUGCAAAUGUGCGGAAUUCGGAUUCUUUCUUAUGCGCACAUACAAAAGCAAAUGGACGUGAAAUGGUUUGACGAGGGGCCGAUCCGAGCAAAUCCGGAAAUUCGACUUCCCGAAUUCGAGAUCACGAAUAUUACUGCCCGUUAUUGCAAUGGAGCCUAUCGAUAUGCGGUCACUCAAAAUGGAUAUAAAUACGAUAACUUCAGUUGUUUAUUCGGAAAGAUUUUCCUCUCUCGAAAUAUGGGAUAUAAUUUGAUUCAAAGUUACAUCCCGACUGGGUUAAUCGUUGUCAUUUCUUGGGUUUCUUUUUGGAUCGAUCGGAGAGCUGUGCCGGCUAGGGUGACUCUCUCAUUCACGACGCUCGUUUCAUUGACAACUUUGGGUAACGGUAUGCGUUACGGUCUACCGAUGGUCGACUACGCGAAAGCUAUCGAUUUAUGGUAUGGAGCCUGUAUGAUUUUCGUCUUUCUGGCUCUCCUCGAAUUUGCCAUUGUCAAUUCGAUCAUGAGAAAAUCCGAUAAAUAUGAUCAAAUCGCGAAGAAAAUUGCAGUCGCAAGAGAGCCUGAAAAGAAAGAAGAAUCGAGAAAGAAUGAAGACACAAUGCCUGUGGGAGGAAAUGAUUGGAAUCGAAAAACGAUUCGGGACUAUUUGAGGAAAAACUCGAGAGAUAGAAAAUUGAAUCCGCAAAACCAGAAAAAUGAGUCUCCACAUCGUCCUCCGUAUCUCGUCGUCUACAAAGAGCCCGAAAACCAGGAUGGAGCAACGGAGUACGAUUCGGCUGAGGAAACGUUUAACGAUGGUGGGAAUCUAGGAAAUCAAACGGAUCAGAUUAGAGAAGAUGAGCUCGAGAUUUCCGAUGAUGACACGAAAAUGUGGAACAAAGCGAUGCGAAAAGACAACCCGAAUGGACUGAUCGUGUUGCCGAGAAAGCGCAAGAACAAGGACCCGCAGGAGCCAUGCACUCAAGCAUCCCGUCCGAACUCUCAACUCAUCAAUCGGGGAGUCGCCGAGAGCACGUAUGCUGUGAUGUCUCACUCAUUCUCCCGACGUGCUUUCCAUCUCGACCAAAUCUGCCGUUACAUUUUCCCGGGCACUUUCCUCAUUUUCAAUCUCUGGUAUUGGAUUUAUUUUCUCAUUUAUCACAAAAAUAUUCUCAUCGCUGAGAUGAAAGAUCAAUUG
Messenger RNA from Mesorhabditis belari, 1626 nucleotides. The record is from the annotation of a GenBank genome assembly. Lineage: Eukaryota; Metazoa; Nematoda; Chromadorea; Rhabditida; Rhabditidae.